AAGCGGAGGGAGGAGUUCCGUGCAGGAUAAAUGAAGCGGUCAGGGCGCACCGGCAACUCCAGGCGAGAGCUGUGCCACCCACUGCCACGUCCAGCUCCGCAGGAGCCAGAGCUGAGAGUGGAGAGAAUGUCACGCCUCCUAGCUCUGGGGCUUUUGGUGGCCCUUCUCUGCCACUCAAGCACCACACUCGACCAGGAGAACCUGACACAGGACCACCAGGACAGUGGGACACAUGAGGACAGCCUCAGGUGGGCCUCCAGCAGCACCGACUUCGGCCUCAGCCUCUACAGGCAGCUGGCUUCUAUGACCCCUGGCAAGAAUGUCAUCUUCUCCCCUCUGAGCACCUUCACAGCCUUGGCCUUCCUGUCCCUGGGGGCCCGCAACACCACCCUCACCGAGAUCCUUGAAGGCCUCAGGUUCAACCUCACGGAGAUUUCCGAGGCAGAGAUCCAGCAGGGCUUCCAGCACCUCCUGCAGACCCUCAACCAGCCCAGCGACCAGCUGCAGCUGAGCAUGGGCAAUGCCCUGUUCCUCCGGAAGCAGCUGAAGCUGCUGCAGAAGUUCUCCGAGGAUGCUCAGGGGCUGUUCGCAGCCCAGGCCUUCUCCACCGACUUCCAGGACCCCGAUGCCGCACAGGCGCUCAUCAAUGACUAUGUGAAGAAUAAGACACAGGGAAAGAUUGUGGAUCUGAUCAAGGGCCUCGAGCCAGAGACAGUGAUGGUCCUGGUAAAUUACAUCUUCUUUAAAGCCAAGUGGAAGACGCCCUUCGACCCCCACGAUACUUUCCAGUCACAGUUCCAUGUGAGCAAGAGAAGGCGGGUGAAGGUGCCCAUGAUGAAAGUGGAAAACCUGUGGACGCCCUACUUCCGGGACGAGGCCCUGUCCUGCACAGUGGUGGAACUGCCGUACAUGGGCAAUGCCAGCGCACUCUUCGUCCUCCCAGACCAGGACAAGCUGACGCAGGUGGAAGCCAGGCUGCUCCCAGAGACCCUGAGCAGGUGGAGACGCUCCUUGCAGACCAGAUGGAUAGAUGAGCUCUACCUGCCAAAGUUCUCCAUCUCAGGAGACUACAAUCUGAACAAAGUCCUUCCCCAGCUGGGCUUCAGGGAGGUCUUCAGCAGGGACGCUGACCUGUCAGGGGUCACAGGAGCCAAGAACCUGGUGCUCUCUCAGGUGGUCCACAAGGCUGUGCUCGACGUGGGUGAGGUGGGCACAGAAGCAGCUGCUGGCCCC
Messenger RNA from Tupaia belangeri chinensis (Chinese tree shrew), 1233 nucleotides. RefSeq names its product serpin family A member 3 (gene SERPINA3). The annotation marks the transcript as partial. NCBI's taxonomy places the organism in Eukaryota, Metazoa, Chordata, Mammalia, Scandentia, Tupaiidae. Gene Ontology annotation, molecular function: serine-type endopeptidase inhibitor activity. The transcript has 5 exons. The record is from RefSeq and is a predicted model, not a curated record.